Molecule: messenger RNA, 6822 nt
Organism: Oryzias latipes (Japanese medaka)
Lineage: Eukaryota; Metazoa; Chordata; Actinopteri; Beloniformes; Adrianichthyidae
Gene: dot1l
Product: DOT1-like histone H3K79 methyltransferase
Biological process (GO): regulation of transcription regulatory region DNA binding; DNA damage checkpoint signaling; DNA repair
Cellular component (GO): nucleus
Molecular function (GO): histone H3K79 methyltransferase activity
Source: RefSeq, a predicted model, not a curated record
CAUAUUUAUUCAUGCCGGCAAGAUGGCGGCGACACGGUCGGGGUGUUAUUACCAGCUGACUUAAAAAAGAGAUUUUAUUCAAAAUAGAAAACCGAAUCAAACAUUUGUAGAGUUUUUUUUCGUAUCGUAUGUGUAAUUAUUAUGUAACUAAAGUCGAGUUUAUUGAAUUUUCUAAUCUGUUUUCUAACAAAAUGUUCACGUUGUAAGUUGUUCCCUGACCGACUAGCUAGCUAACGGAGCAUAACUAGCUGCUACCAGGCGAGCCGCCGUGAAGUAGAAUGGGAGAAAAGCUGGAGCUGAAGCUCAAAUCGCCGGUUGGAGCAGAGCCUGCUGGGUAUCCGUGGCCGUUACCAGUCUACGAUAAACACCAUGAUGCUGCUCAUGAAAUCAUCGAGACCAUUCGGUGGGUGUGUGAGGAGAUCCCAGACCUCAAACUGGCCAUGGAGAACUACGUCCUCAUUGACUACGACACCAAGAGCUUCGAGAGCAUGCAGAGGUUGUGUGAUAAAUACAACAGGGCCAUUGACAGCAUCCACCAGCUGUGGAAGGGGACCACCCAGCCCAUGAAGCUGAACAAACGUCCCUCCAACGGGCUGCUGAGACACAUCCUGCAGCAGGUUUACAACCACUCAGUGACUGAUCCAGAAAAGCUCAACAAUUAUGAGCCUUUUUCUCCCGAGGUUUACGGAGAAACCUCCUUCGACCUGGUGGCUCAGAUCAUUGAUGAGAUAGACAUGAUGGAGGACGACACUUUUGUUGACCUCGGAAGUGGAGUGGGACAGGUGGUGCUGCAGGUCGCAGCAGCAACCAACUGUAAACACUACUAUGGCAUAGAGAAAGCAGACAUUCCAGCUACGUAUGCAGAGACCAUGGACAAAGAGUUUAAGAAGUGGAUGAAAUGGUAUGGAAAGAAGCACGGGGAGUACACACUGGAGAGAGGAGAUUUUCUUUCUGAAGAGUGGAAAGAAAGGAUCGCCAACACAAGUAUUAUUUUUGUGAAUAACUUUGCCUUUGGUCCGGAGGUCGACCACCAGCUGAAGGAACGCUUUGCUAACAUGAAGGAAGGGGGGAAAAUCGUGUCCUCCAAACCUUUUGCACCUUUAAAUUUUAGAAUCAACAGCAGAAACUUGAGCGAUAUUGGCACAAUAAUGCGUGUGGUGGAGCUUUCUCCACUCAGGGGCUCUGUGUCCUGGACAGGGAAGCCUGUUUCCUACUACCUGCAUACCAUAGACCGCACCAUACUUGAAAACUAUUUUGCUAGUCUCAAAAAUCCUAAACUCAGGGAGGAGCAGGAGGCAGCUAGACGACGUCAACAGAAGGACACAAAAGACAGUAAAAGCAAUAGCACCACUCCGACCAAAUCCAAGGAGCAAAACAAGCAGGACUCUUGCGGGGAGGAGGAGCGCUCCAGCUUAGUCACGCUGGUCAAACCCUCUGCCAAACCCAGAAGAACCCGUCUCUUAUCCAAAGGUCGCAAACUAAACAAUAAGAAACGUGGUCGGCCCAAGAAAGCCCCCCCUGCUGUGGAGAAGAACAAGAAAAACCAGAGCGCCUUGGACUUGCUGCACGCCAAAACCCUUUGUGCAGCACCAGCUCAGGAUUCCUACCGGCCGGCCCACAGCCCCUUCUACCAGCUACCUCCCAAGGUCCAGCACUAUAUGCCCAGUCAACUGCUGCUGAGUCCAACUCCCCCCGGUCUGCAGCAGCUGCUGGAUAACAUCAAAGUUCAGUACCUCCAGUUCAUGAGCUACAUGAAGACUCCUCAGUACCGCUCCAACCUGCAGCAGCUUUUGGAGGAGGAGAAGCAAAAACACAGGGACUUGUCGGGUCAAGCGGAGCAGCUGCAUCUGGUCUGCCAGUCUCACAAGGACAAGAUCAAGAGUCUGUUUCAGACCAAGCUGGACGAGCUUGGUGUGAAAGCUCUGACCGUGGAGGACCUUCUUCAGGCUCAGAAGGAGAUAUCUGCCCACAACCGGCAGCUGAAAGAGCAGACCAAGCAGCUUGAGAGGGACAUGGUCCUGCUGAGGGACCACAGCCUGCUGCUGCUGAAGUCUCGGUGUGAGGAGCUGAAGCUGGACUGGGGCUCUCUGUGUCUGGAGAGCCUGUUGAAGGAAAAGCAGGCUCUGCGCCGACAGAUCUCUGAAAAGCAGAAACACUGCCUGGAGCUGCAGAUCAGCAUUGUGGAGCUGGAAAAAAGCCAGCGGCAGCAGGAGCUGCUUCAGCUGAAGUCGUACAGCCCCUGUGAGGGCUCUCUGUACAGAAAGAGCCUGGACCCCCGCGCGUCCGGGGACAUGGACUCCUUUAAGAUGGGCCUGUCUUCAACUUCCGCCCUCAAUGGCGUCGGUCCCGAGCUCUCCAUGAACGGCACCGGCUCUCCGGUUUUUGACCGAGCUAACUCUAAGGGUGAGCUUUCUCGCUACCUUCCCAUCUCUCCAGACCACGAGGUUGUACCUGCAACCCCUGAUGCACGGCAGCGGCAGCAAGGCUCCUCUCACAGCCUGCCUGAUUACACGCGCUUUUCCCCCGCCAAGAUUGCCUUGCGGAGGCAUCUGAACCAGGAUCCCUCCGCUCACCUGAGAGGUCCAGGACUGAACAUGCACAGGGAUCAGGGGGGUGUUAACUCCCCUCUUGGAGCCAAACAGAACUGCCCCUCUCCCAACAUAAGUGAUGCUCAGAGUAACCCCAGGAGUUUUGAGAGGGUCAAGGAGAAGAGUCCGUCAGUUCAGGGGGACAGCAUCACGAGCCUUCCAAUCAGCAUCCCCCUGAGCACGGUACACCCAAGUAAAUUACCCGUCAGCAUCCCGCUGGCCAGUGUGGUGCUGCCCAGUCGUGCUGAGAGACUCAGAAGUACUCCGAGCCCUGUGUCUUACAGUGGUCAGAGCAAUGGAUACUCCUCAGGCUCAGGGCUAAUGAACGGAGGCCUCCACUUCGAAGACUACAAUGGUGCUACUUCAUCCUCCCCUUUGAACGGCAGCACUUCCAUGAUGGGACCUCUGGCCAGAGGAGGUCCCGGCCAUAGUCCUCCUCUCAGCACCGGGGGGGUGCUGCAGUAUGCUGAUGGCCCUUCACGGGUUCCUGCAGCAGAUGGACCAGAACAGCAGGGAGGAGACUCUGACAUGGAGCCACAGGACUGUGAACUACGGCGGAGGAUGUUCUUCUCUUCCUCCUCUUCAUCUUCCUCUUCUUCAGGCUGCGGAGGUUCACGGUUCCAUCUUCAAAGUGGGAACGCAGCCAAGCAGGGACACUACAGUAACCAUGGAAACCACCAGCCCUCCAACUCGCAGCACGUGCACAUGGCCACACAUGUGUCAUCGUCGCACUCCAGCCACAAUGCCGCCUCUCAGGAGGGACGCAGGCGGGGUAGGCGGAAGCGCAGCUCUGCAGGGCCAGCGCCUGCAGCCGGCGGCUCCCCAAAGAGGAGGUCAUUCCCCGGGAUCAGCUCCAGCAACCACUCCUCAGGAUCUCCUCUCAACAUCAACUCCAUGGUCAGCAACAUCAACCAGCCUCUGGAGAUCUCUGCCAUCUCCUCCCCUGAACAAUCCAGCCGCAGCCCCAAUGGCCCUGACCUCGACCAGCCCCCCAUCCUGAAGAGAGAGCGCCCCCUAGAGCUGAAUGGCACUGGGCGAUACUCAACAACCCCCAGCUCCGAUGAUGAGGAUUCUGGGUGUCCUGCUGACAGCUCCAGUUCGAGAAUUGAAAGAAAAAUUGCCACCAUCUCUCUGGAGAAUGGACCAUGUAGACCAGGCGAUGGAGAACGAGGCAGGAAGUCCAGCAGCAGCAGCGGGAACAGCAGUGAAGCUUCCUCCUCCUCCAUGUCCUCUAACAGCAAAUGGAAAUCAACCUUCUCCCCCAUUUCUGAUCCCAAGCAGCCCAACUCUGACCUGAGACAGGGAGGUUCCCCUUUUGGCAUGGGGGGGUCAAGCCGGAGCACAGACUCUGAUUCGGAUCAUAAACCGUCGGGGAGGAAGGGGAGUGACGGAGAGUCUUCUGGAUAUGUGACCCCCAACCCUUUCCUUAAUCAGGAACCAGUGUCACGGGGGGGUGUCCCCAGCGCUGGGGGGAUUCAGGGGGCUGGUGGGUCAGACCCACGGCAGGUCCUUCAGAAGGUGAAAAGUUCUCGUGAGUGGGAGCUGAAGAGCAUGGCCAGUCCAAACCUCUUCAUCUCAGCUGCUGCCAGCAGUGGGGGGGGGAUCCUGAGUGGGAAGGUGGGCGUCGGCCCUGUAGGGGUUUCCUCCCCCUCUUCUGUGGGACAGUACCUGGGGUCUCAGUUCCCGCUGGGGGGGGCAUCCGUCCUGCAGUCCCUAUUUGGGGCUCAGACAGGUAUCUCCUCCGUCAACGGGACGUCCCGGCUCGUGAACGGACACUCGGCCCUCGGAGGUUUCUCCAGCGCCGGGCUGGCGGGCGGAGCCGCAGGAGGUAUAUUUCACCACAUGGUCCCCCCAGUGUCCUCCCAUCAGUUUGGGGCAAUGCUGCCCCCCUCUGGAGGCCUCAGCUCUCUGCUCAGUCUCUCUUCCUCUUCCUCCUCCCCCGAAACCCAUCAUCACGCCACCUCUCAGCCAGCCCCCACACGCCUGACCUCCGUGCCCUCCUCCCUCCCUCUCGCUCACACCCAGCAAAGUCGCACACAGUCCGUUUUGCACACUUCAUCUCCCCCCACCCUCUCUCUGCCCCCUCUGCCCCCCCUGCACAGCGUUCCCUCCUCCUCAGCAUCCACUCACCCCGACCCCCCAGCAUCCUCUUGGUCAGACUCGCGUCAGCACCAGAGAUCCCAGUCCCUCCCCCUUUCCACGUCCUCCCCUGCCCUUUCUGCGCCCCCGGGUGCCGCCCCCCUCUCCUCUUCUUCCUCCUCUUUGCCCACCACCUCCUCCUCAUUGCGUCCAUUUGCAGUGCACUACUCUCCCCGACUGCCUCCUCCACCACCUAGCAGCAGUUCGGGUGGUGGGAGCAUGUGGAGGACUCAGGGCAUGCAUGGCGCCCAACCCCCCUCCCAGCUCCCCGCCUCCCGGCCUAGAUAGGGGUUUGGGUGUGAGGGGAAGGGGGGAGGAUUGACAGGGAGGGGUUGGUCAGAGGAUGCCUGUUUUCUUCAUCCAGCUGUUGUUCUGAUGAAGAAGGUAACUGAUGGAAACUACCUCAGUAACAAACUACGCAACAGUCCCAAGUGUGGACCAAGACACUUCUGACCCGCUGGUGCUUCAGACGUCUGCACGACCUGUACUACACACUGAGAUACACACACUGACACACACAGAGAUACACACGCUGACACACACAGAGAUACACACACUGACACACACACAGGGAAAACCUGUUUGUCCAUAACCAGCAGGAACUACUGGACUCCUCUUUUUUUUGUUGCUUUGUGAUGGUUUGUGUGCUUGUGUGCGUAACCCGUACUGUGAAUGUGGUUCAUUCUGGCUGUAAAUUAAUGUAUUUAUGCCGUCAGUCUGUCGGGUCGGUUUUUCUGUUGACAGUGGGAUUCAAACAUGCGUGAACUCGCAGUCGGACCACUCUGGUGCUACGUCCGGACUGUGCCUGAACUUAUUUAUUCCUAAAAAGGCUUCAGGAGAGCGCCUUUGCAUCCUCGGUGCUGUUCACAGGGACGUACGGAAGCCUCUGUGGAUCAUUCUCAAUAAUCGAAGGCGCUGUUGUAUGCGUGCGUGCACGUGUAGCCGUCUUCUGGUGGAACCGUUCUCCAGCCGGAGCUCAUGAGCAGAGAACGUCUCCAGUCAGAAGUCCACACUGUUUUGUACAAACCUUUUUCUUCUUUGUUUCUGUCACAGAUUUAUAGAAAUCGCGUAUCUGAAUCAGGAUCUAUAGAAAGUCUAUCUAUAAAUAUUUUAUAACGUUUGUGAGAUGACGAGUUUCGGUGCUCCCCCUAUGAUCCCGCCGGCUUCCCUUCAUUUGGUGCUCAGCUGUGUGACCCCCCCCCUAUUCAGAUGACGCUUCAUGUAAACUGGGGUCAUGUGAUCUUCCCGUCAACAGAGGAUGACAGCAGGGGGCGGGGGCGAGCGUUUUCUCAUCUCCAGCUUCCUGUCGAUCUCUGAUAAAGUCACAUGACAGAUGGGUGCUCUCCUUCACCUAAAACGAGGAGACGCAGCUAUUGGUGACCUCCUCUUCUGCUCUGGUUGGUUCGACUUCUACCUGAACUCCUCUGGGAGCUGCUCUGAUGGUCCAGACUCAUCCGUGGAGCCUCCGUGGGGUGUAUGUGCACGUCGGAGCGUUUUCUGGAAUGACUUCAAGAGUUUUGUAGUAAGGCGUGUGAUCGGUCCUGUGGGGGGUCAUUCGGAUUGAAACCUAUGCAGCUCUCAAGCCUUUCUCCAUCAAGUCGAUGCUGUUUACUAAAAGCCCUUCCAAAGGUCUGAACUCAGGAACCUCCCACAAUUUUCUACAAACGGCUCCAUUUUGACUUUAUUUAGUAGCUGAACGAGAACAUCUCAGGACCACCCCCCACCCCCCGGUGAGCCCCUCGGAGGCUUACGUUUGUCCGACCUCAGAUCGACUCCCACAGGCACAUACACUGUCCUCUUCAGGGAAGUCCAGCCUCAUCAGAGCGUUUUCCUCUAGAAGCUUAAAAGGCUCCAACCUUCAGCCUCGCCCUGAUCCGACAGAGGCCUGGUCUGCUGUGGUGACGGAGGGGGAGGGGGUGAGGGGGGAAGUGUUGAAGUUGGGGCAGGUUUGAGGUGCAAUAAUGGCAGACCUACUUCCAAAAGGGUUUCAUGGAAAAGUUGUUACUGUUUGAUGUUGGUGCUCUAUCCCAAGAUGUUUUCAUGAAACUCUACGUUUUUCUCUGCAUUUCAAAAUAAAACCAUGUUUUGUAAACCA